AUGGAGCCACUUUCCGCUCUCAGCGUCGCAACGGCAGUUACCCAGUUUCUCGAUUUUACGGGGACUAUCGUUUCGUGUACAUGGAAGAUUUACAAAUCUAACCCUGGAGAUACAGAGGGAAAUUCCGACAUCAGGAGCAUCACCAAGAGUUUGACCAAAAUCAACAACGAACUUCGGCAAUCUAUCAACUACCCUAAGUUGAAGUACUUCUCCUCACAAGAUGAGGACAUCAUCAAAUUGGGAACACGAUGCAACGAGAUUGGCGGGCGCCUUAUUUCAGCGCUUGAUCGGCUACAGGCACAAAAUAAGCACCAGCUCUGGACGAGCUUCCGAGUAGCGCUGCGCACAGUUUGGACUCAGAGCGAACUUGAUACACUCUACCAGACUCUGGAAAGCUACAGACAACAGAUAUCUAUGCAUGUGCUUGUCACGUCUGCAAACAAAUACCAUCAACAAAACCUAAGCGAGAUUCAGCGUAUCUGUUGCAAAAUCCUAAAGGAGGUAGGAAAAGAUGUUCCAUGGCGAAGAGACAUCAUCGACGCCAUUAAGAGGAGCUAUGGGCAAGACCCUUCCGACUUGAAGCAUACGGCUCCACCGGCCAAACUGUAUAAGGUUAUACGAAGCAGUGACGCUAAACUCAUUCAUCGGUAUCUGGUUCAAAGUCUUCGGUUCCAGGAGAUAGAUCAGCGGUACGAGAAGAUUGCUCGUGCACAUCAAGAAACAUUCGAGUGGAUAUUUCGCCCUCCGUCUAGAUUUGCUCGGUGGACAGACUUUCCAAACUGGAUCAAAACAGAGGACCACCCUUUGUAUUGGGUUACUGGCAAGGCUGGUGCUGGCAAAUCCACUUUGAUGAGGUACAUCUCUGACCAUCCGCAAACGCGUCAGGCCUUGCAAUCAUGGGCUGCCGACAGUCCGCUCCUAACAGCGUCUUUCUUCUUUUGGAAUUCAGGAUCGGAAAUGCAGAUGUCCUACGAGGGUCUGGUACGGACCCUUUUGUACCAGAUCUUGGAGCAAGCGCCAGAUCUCAGCCCGGUUGUCUUUCCUCACAGAGUGGAAACUGGGAUUCUUUUUGGCGAACAUAUUUUCCAACAGAAUGGAAUGUCUUGGACAUGGGAGGAACUUCUGAAAGCAUGCCGAAUCAUGAUGAAAGAGGCCACCAAAUCUUCAAAGAUCAUGCUCUUCUUAGACGGCAUGGACGAAUUCAAGGGGAAGCCCUCAGACCUGAUCGACUUUGUUACAGAUCUGAUUACGCCUGGCGUCAAAAUAUGCGCAUCCAGUAGGCCAUGGAUCGACUUCGAAGACGCGUUUGGGCAUCGUCCACAUCUUCGACUCGAGGACCUUACUUACAACGACAUCAAGCAUUUUGUCACAUCUAAGAUGACUGCCAAUGCAGGGUUCAAAGUGCUCCAGCAGGUCGAUUUAGACUUCUCGUCCCAACUCAUUGAGAACGUAUGUGUUAAAUCGUCAGGCGUAUUUCUUUGGGUAUUUCUGGUGACUGGGUCGCUUUUGACCGGCCUGUCAGAAGGCGAACGCCUUUCUGAUCUGCAGAAAAGAGUCGAAAGCCUACCGGUGGAUCUGGAAAAUCUCUUCUGGAAAAUCUUGGGCGAUUUAGACACUUGGUAUUUUGAAAGAGCAUCGCAACUAUUCCAAAUUGUCCGAGCCUCGAAAAAUGCCCUCACACUUCAAGACAUGUCAUUUGCUGAUGAGGAUGACCCGGAGUUUGCUAUCAAAGCCCCAUGUAGGGUAUUGGGCAGACAAGAGGCUGUCUCAAGAGCUGAGCUCAUGCGUCGGCGCACAAAUGCAUGCUGCAAGGGACUACUCGAGGCUAACUCUAGCCCCAUAGAGGACCUACCAGAUGUCAAAGUGGACUAUUUGCAUCGUACUGUCAAAGACUUUCUU
Messenger RNA from Dothidotthia symphoricarpi CBS 119687, 1899 nucleotides. RefSeq lists its product as uncharacterized. The record is from RefSeq and is a predicted model, not a curated record. The transcript is spliced from 2 exons. The annotation marks the transcript as partial. NCBI's taxonomy places the organism in Eukaryota, Fungi, Ascomycota, Dothideomycetes, Pleosporales, Dothidotthiaceae.